AUGUUGUUUGUUGUUGCAGGAAUUUGCUGCCUAACCACAGUCAGUGAAGUAUCAGUGAAGGCUGGAGACUCAGUCACCAUCCCCUGUCUCUAUGACAGAGCGUACAUAAACCACGUUAAAUACUUGUGUGAAGGAUAUUAUUGGAGUUCCUGCUCAUAUGCAGUUAAAACAAAUCAACCAGAUAGAUCAGGAAAAUUUUCCAUCUCAGAUGACAAAAACCAAAGAAUUUUCACUGUGACUGUGAAACGGCUGACGAAUAGCGACACUGAUUACUGGUAUGUUGUGGAGAUUAACGGAGGCUCAGACAUCGCACAUUAUUUUCACCUGUCAAUCACCAGUACGCCCAGUCUCUAUGUGGAUCGUCAGGAGGUGACAGGAAUUAUUGGAGAAAACAUAACCAUCAACUGUCACUACAGAAACACUGGAAUAAUGGGGUGGUGCAGGCUGGGAAAGAACUGUGUAACAGGGUCAUCUGGAUCAAUAGAUGGAACUAGAGUGACUAUCGAUGCACGGUCUUCAAAGGUUUUCACUGUGACUAUGAGUGAACUGAAGGCAGAGAGCAGUGGCUGGUAUUGGUGUGCCAUAGGAAACUUCCAAAUGCCAGUGCAUGUAACUGUUACUGGAAACCACUUCAGAAGUAAGUCCUCUAAGUGAUUCUAAAUUCUAAACAUACAUACUAUGCUGUUAACAACUGGACAAUAACUAUUCACUUCUCCUUUUUUAUUUUGAGCUAUUACAUUUUUUUUCUUCACAUAGUUGCCAAAGAUUUCUA
This is a messenger RNA of Acanthochromis polyacanthus (spiny chromis), 772 nucleotides long. Its product is annotated as polymeric immunoglobulin receptor-like. The record is from RefSeq and is a predicted model, not a curated record. The coding region runs from base 1 to 654 and encodes 217 amino acids. The transcript has 2 exons. Lineage: Eukaryota; Metazoa; Chordata; Actinopteri; Pomacentridae.